Molecule: messenger RNA, 2067 nt
Organism: Archocentrus centrarchus (flier cichlid)
Lineage: Eukaryota; Metazoa; Chordata; Actinopteri; Cichliformes; Cichlidae
Gene: sh3yl1
Product: SH3 and SYLF domain containing 1
Exons: 11
Coding region: 147-1196 (349 amino acids)
Biological process (GO): regulation of ruffle assembly
Cellular component (GO): ruffle membrane
Molecular function (GO): protein binding; phosphatidylinositol binding
Source: RefSeq, a predicted model, not a curated record
GCGUCUCUUUUAUACAGCUUUGAGCGUGCGCAGUUUCCGGCUGUGAGAAGUGUCAGGUGAAGCGGAAGUGAAGACAGGAGAGACGCGGGCAGCUUACCUGUCGUCAGUUAAACUAACAGAGACGAAAGAAGAAAAAACAAGAAAAAAUGAGUAACCCCAUCCCAUCCAACCUGAAGUCCGAGGCCAAGAAAGCCGCCAAGAUCCUGAGGGACUUCACUGAGAUCUCCAGCAGGAAUUCUUUGGACAAACUUAUUCCCGCUCAUGUGAUAGCGAAGGCUGAGGGUCUGGCCAUCAUCUCCGUCGUCAAGGCGGGCUUCAUGAUCACGGCCAGAGGAGGCAGCGGCAUCGUUAUCUCCAGGCUUCCCGACAGACGCUGGUCGGCACCUUCAGCCAUCGGCAUCGCUGGUCUGGGUGGAGGCUUUGAGAUCGGGGUUGAGGUGUCAGACUUGGUGAUCAUCCUGAAUUACCGGAGGGCCGUCGAAGCCUUUGCAAAGGGUGGGAACUUGACGCUUGGUGGGAACAUGACUGUCGCUGUGGGACCUGUUGGAAGGAAUGUCGAGGCGGAUGUGGCUCUGCGGAGCACUGCGGCUGUCUUCACCUACUGCAGGUCCAGAGGUCUGUUUGCUGGCAUCUCACUGGAGGGAUCCUACCUCAUGGAACGCAAAGAGACCAACCGCAAAUUCUACUCCCGAGACAUCCGUGCAUCAGCCAUUUUGAAUGGUGAUGUGGAGCCGCCGUCAGAAUGCUAUGACCUCUACCACAUCCUGGAAGAAUACACUGAGGCCUACACCAGUGACUGGACUGCCAAGAACAUGCAAACUAAGUCCAUUCGUCCAGCCAGACCACCAGCUCCAAACCAGCUGAAACCACCGAGCUACUCUGAGGUGUCUACACCCAGUGCCGGAGCUGGAGUGAGGAAUAGAAACGCUCUCUACCCGAGCAUCUCCGUCUAUAAAUCUGAAACAUCAAGUCAGUCUGCCUCCAGAAACUCUCAGAACAACGAGGGUGGAGCCAGUGGGCAGAUGGUUGUCACAGCGACUCACCCGUUUGCAGGGGAGCAGCCAGGUGACCUCAGCUUUGCUCCAGGUGACCGUAUCACUGUGAUCACUAAGACUGACUCCCAGUUUGAUUGGUGGGAGGGGCAACUGGAAGACGGGCGGGUUGGGAUCUUUCCCGCCAACUUUGUCACAUACUGAAUGUGACCCUUGGGAAAAAUGAGUUUAGGAUAUCACUGUUUUAUUAUGCAACAACACCCCAAAAGUACCAAUAAAAUUUUCACUGUUUUCCAAAGCUUUACAGACUAAACUUUAAAUUAGGUAUGAAACAAUAAUGUUCAUGUUAAACUGUUAUUUAUUUCCAGGAACAAACUGUAAUAUAGUGUACAUUUGAAUAAAAAAAAGGCAUUACCUUUAAAGAACUGCUUGGUUUAAGUGAAAACAACUAUUCCCUUUAUUAUAAUAAUAAUUAUAGUAAUAAUUUUUAAUUACAAAGGAUUUACUGAAUGGCACUUUUAGGCUUCCGUAGAUGUGAGGGGACGUUCUCUCUUUUUGGUGUUCUGGAUUUACAUUUUCUUUUUAAAAUAUUGAUAGUUUAAAGUCCUGAGAUCAGUGCUGGAAAGCUGAAAUUUGAAUGUCAUGUGCUGUGUUCAGGGACCUUUGAAAGGCUGUAAAUUUGAGCGCCUGCUACUACGCACUUUCUUCAACUGUUUAAGUCCACUUGUUACAAGGUUACUGUGGAGGUCGUUAUGAUGAUGAUGUUGAUGCUGGGCAGCCUUUUGUUUGUUUUCCUUUUUUUUUUUUUCUGCGAUUAAGUGAAACGGAGCAGGUUACACACUGGGUGAAAGUGGGUUUAUGGAGGUGAAUGUGCAAAUCAGUUUAAAUAUUUUGUUUUUCUUUACUGUGCACUUUUUAAUGAAAUGAUAUUUAAAGCUUGAGUUUUGUUACUGAUCACUUUUAAAGUGUCUCCAGGGGAAUAAAUGGGCUCUGACUGGUGUAAAAUAUUUUUAUUACAACUUUUUUUUUUUUUCCUAUUCAUAUUUUAUAUGUAAUUAUAUAUAUAUAUAUAUAU